Drosophila hydei is the source of this 3082-nucleotide messenger RNA. RefSeq names its product chondroitin sulfate synthase 1 (gene Chsy). Gene Ontology annotation, cellular component: Golgi cisterna membrane. The record is from RefSeq and is a predicted model, not a curated record. Gene Ontology annotation, molecular function: glucuronosyl-N-acetylgalactosaminyl-proteoglycan 4-beta-N-acetylgalactosaminyltransferase activity. Bases 581 to 3073 code for a protein of 830 amino acids. The transcript is spliced from 5 exons. NCBI's taxonomy places the organism in Eukaryota, Metazoa, Arthropoda, Insecta, Diptera, Drosophilidae.
UAAAUUCUGCUGUUGCUGUGUUUGCCAGUUGUAAAUUAUUCAUAUCAAACUGUUUGGCCUGCAAAAACAUUUUCGAAUUCGCAUUUUUGCUCGUGUACCGCGCGCGCGCAUCGCUCUUUUUUUUGUGUGUGUUCCUGUGUGUGUGUGUGUGUGUGGCUGUGUCUCAAAGUCUCACAUUUCCUGCACAGCGCCGGGCACGUCUCCACCAUCGUCGCUGUCUCCACCAUCGCCACACAGACAAACUGAAACAAAAGCCGCUGAGCUUGAGAAGUGUCGCCACGCAACGCGGCGCUGCGCAACGCGACACUGACACUGCCCCAGACUCAGACUCAGAGUCAGAGCCAGAGCCAGAGCCGGAGACGCUGACAGUGGCACUUGUUUGUCCGUCCGGUCGUCGCUCCUUAACUGUCUCCGUCUCGGCUUUCGCGUGUGCAAAAUUGCUCGAAAUAAUCAUCGAUCGUAUUUGCUGGCACUGCAAAAGGCGAGCCACUGGCAGCGUUUACUGUAGCAACAGGUGAGCGCUCCCCUAUGCCCAUUAGCCUGAACCGUGGACUCCCCCGCAACACAAGCGUCCAACACAAUGCUGCAGCACACGAUGACGAAGCGCAAAACGCUAAUCAUUGCCUGCUUUGGCAUUGCACUGGGCCUCUGCAUUGGCACCGUCUUGAAAAACUAUCGCGCCUUGGAGAUUGUUAAGCGCUGCAGCAUGCGGCCAACGAAUCUCAAGUCGCCUAACGAAAUUAUUGGAUUGAACGACGAGGACACCAUACAGAACUCUCAGCGCAAUUUGGUUUUCGUGGGCGUGAUGACUGCCAAGAGCUUCAUCGAGGGUCGUGCGCGUGCUGUGUACGAUACGUGGGGCAAGGAGGUGCCCGGACGCAUUGCGUUCUUCAGCUCGGAGGGCAGCUAUUCGGAUGAGCUGCCGGUGGUGGGACUUAAGAAUGUCGACGAUCGUUAUCCGCCGCAGAAGAAGUCAUUCAUGAUGCUUUACUAUAUGUUCGAGCAUUAUAUUGAUCGAUUCGAGUGGUUCAUCCGUGCGGAUGAUGACGUCUACAUGGAGCCGGACAAGCUGGAGCGCUUCCUGCGCUCUAUCGAUAGCUCGAAGCCGCAGUUCAUCGGACAGGCGGGCAAGGGUAAUAGCGAGGAGUUCGGGCUGCUGUCCCUUGAAUUCGAUGAGAACUUUUGUAUGGGUGGCCCCGGCGUAAUACUCAGCAGCGAGACGCUGCGUCGUGUCGCGCCGCACAUACCCACAUGCCUAAAAAAUCUAUACAGCACUCACGAGGAUGUUGAAGUGGGGCGAUGCGUGCAAAAGUUUGCUGGCAUACCCUGCACCUGGAACUACGAGAUGCAGUACAUUUUGCGUCACAAUUCGAGCGGUCGCAACGCCUAUACGGGCAAACUGAAACGCAAGGAAAUACAUAAUGCCAUCACGCUGCAUCCCAUCAAACAGGCGCCACUUAUGUAUCGCCUACACUCUUACAUACAGGGCCUGAAGGCCGAGGAGCUGCGCCAGGAGUCGUUGCUGCUGCAUCGCGACAUCAAGCGCAUGGCCAAAUACUUGGAUGUGCCCGACGAUAGCACAUAUAUGCUGCCAAGCGUCUCGCCAGGCGCCGUCCCAGAGAAAGACACUGGCAAACGACACUUUGAAGAUCAUAAUAUUCUGGGCAUUAGCCCCGAGCUCAAUAAAUUUGUGCCCGCGAGCACAGCGGAGCUGCUGGAUUGGUCCUUCAUAGCGCGCAGCCUGUACUCGGCGGGCUCAGCGAAUCCCAAGCAGAAAAUUGACUCGGCGAUGCGUGAAGGUCUCGAGGAUGUCAUAACGGAGGUAAUGGAGAACAUCAACUAUUAUUCGCGUCAACGUGGACGUGUCAUUGAAUUUCGUGAGCUGCUCUAUGGUUACCAUCGAUUGGACGCAUUGCAUGGCCAAGAUCUGAUACUCGAUCUGCUCUUGAUCUACAAGAAGUAUCGUGGCAAAAAAAUGACAGUGACCGUGCGCCGACAUCUCUACGUUCAGCGCGCCUUCACUGGCAUUUUUGUCAAGGAGCUGGAUGAAGACUUCUACAAUGUGACCCUGCAGCAAAGCUUGUCCUCUGCAGGUCUCCUCGGCAACCUGCUGCACAACGGCAUGGCACGCCUGAGCAGCCACUUUACCAUGGCCAGCAAUCUGUUAACACCUCCACCGGACCAUAUUGUGUUCGUGCUACCUAUUGCGGGUCGUCUGGCCACCUUUCGGCGCUUUCUGUCCAUCUAUGAACGUGUUUGCAUUGUGGGCGCGCAGCACUGCGAUCUGCUGGUUGUUAUCUUCGGGCCGCCGGAAGAGCUGACCGAUCAUCUGCAGCAGCUUAACGAGUUACGGAGUCGCCAUAUCUACCAACAGAUCAACUAUAUACAGCGCAGUGGACAGUUCUCGCGCGGCGUCGCCUUGGACAUUGCCGCUCGCUCCUCGUACAUACGGCAGCAAGACAUUAUUCUGUUCAUUGAUGUCGAUAUGGUGUUCAACGUGGAGACACUGCAGCGGGUACGCAUGCAUACGCAGCGUGGUCGACAGGUUUAUCUGCCCAUUGUGUUCAGCCAAUACGAUCCGAAGCGCCGGGAUGGAGCCAGUGCCUCCGAAGAAGUUCCCAUUAACGAUGAGAAUGGAUACUUUAGGCAGUUUGGAUUCGGCAUUUGUGCCAUAUACAAGUCGGACAUACUGGACGAUGACAUCAAUGGCUUUGACAAGGACAUAACGGGCUGGGGUCUGGAGGAUGUGAAGUUUCUGGAGAAGAUUGUGCGUGUGGGAACGCGCCAACAUGGCUUUCUGUCCAACACGGCCGAGGUGCCGCUCGACUAUAACGAGGCAGCCGAACAAUGGCGACGCCUCAGCGUGUUUCGUGCCCCAGAUCCGACGCUGGUGCAUAUCUAUCAUGACAUUAGCUGCGACGUGCAGUUGGAUCCGCCGCAGUACAAUAUGUGCCUGGGCACCAAGGCCAACUCGCUGGGCAGCACCCGUCUCAUGGAGCAGCUGUUCUUCAACAAUCGACAGAACAUCGACUUUAUUACCGAAUUUAAUCGACAGAAGCAUCAGAGCAGAUGAUGCGUAGGC